Molecule: messenger RNA, 687 nt
Organism: Drosophila hydei
Lineage: Eukaryota; Metazoa; Arthropoda; Insecta; Diptera; Drosophilidae
Product: lysozyme B-like
Exons: 1
Coding region: 208-642 (144 amino acids)
Molecular function (GO): lysozyme activity
Source: RefSeq, a predicted model, not a curated record
AAACAAGUCUUAUCGGCCCUUAUUUACAUUGAAUUUGCUGGCAAUAAUCGCAAAUACUUUACCAUCGCCCACAUCUUGGCAGGCAAUGUUUGAUUAUUUGCUCAACUGCAACGAAUCCACAUGAGGCUCGACUAUAAAUACGGCACCACACACACCCACUAGCCAAUAGUUGCUUCAGCUUCCACUGCAGCAGUAUCCUAAGAGAAGAUGAAGUCCUACGUUGUCGUCCUUCUGGCUGCCCUGGCAUGGGCUGCGGCACCCGCUCUCGCUCGCACCAUGGAUCGUUGCUCCUUGGCUCGGGAAAUGGCCAAGCUGGGCGUUCCGCGUGAUCAGUUGUCUAAGUGGACCUGCAUUGCAGAGCACGAGAGCUCGUAUCGUACUGGCGUGGUGGGUCCCCCCAACUCGGAUGGCUCCAAUGACUACGGUAUCUUCCAGAUCAACGAUCGCUACUGGUGCCAGCCGCCUAACAACAAGAAGUCGGCUAAUGGCUGUGGCUUGAGCUGCAAGGCUCUGCUCUCGGAUGACAUCACCAAGUCAGUGCGAUGUGCCCAGAAGGUGCUCCAGCAACAGGGCUGGCCAGCCUGGUCUACCUGGAAGUUCUGCAAUGGCAAUUUGCCCAGCAUCGAUCCCUGCUUCAAGUAAGCUCUGAGUUCACGAAUAAAGCAUGAUUGUGUAAUAUGCCACAAA